This is a messenger RNA of Mus pahari (shrew mouse), 2850 nucleotides long. It is a transcript of the gene Tapbp, whose product is annotated as TAP binding protein. The record is from RefSeq and is a predicted model, not a curated record. Gene Ontology annotation, cellular component: membrane. NCBI's taxonomy places the organism in Eukaryota, Metazoa, Chordata, Mammalia, Rodentia, Muridae. Bases 302 to 1690 code for a protein of 462 amino acids. Gene Ontology annotation, biological process: antigen processing and presentation of endogenous peptide antigen via MHC class I. The transcript is spliced from 8 exons.
GGUUUUAAGGGAGGUGGCGCCUAGAGGGCACAGCGGGAGGGCGGAGUCUAGGCUGAUAAAGGGCUCAAAGUUGGUGCUGUCGGGUGAGCCAAGGGGGUGGGUGCAGGGCGAGGAGUGGCUGGAGAGCCAGAGACAGGGUUUCGGCAACUCUAUUUGGCCUUUGUGGGUGGGCGUUUCUCCAACGCGUAGUCACGCCCUCACCUGACCAGAUCCGGGAAUUUCCAGUUCCUCACCCUGGCCUUUGAGGGAAAAUGAAAGUGAAAGGGGGAGGAAGAGCCUUGGUAGGAGAGAUCGCAGCACCAUGAAGCCUCUGCUCCUGCUCGUCGCUGUGGCACUGGGCCUGGCGACCGUCGUCUCGGCUGGACCAGAGACGAUCGAGUGCUGGUUCGUGGAGGAUGCAGGUGGAGGUGGCCUGUCUAAGAAACCUGCCACAUUGCUACUGCGCCAUGGACCCAGAGGACCGCCGCCCCGGCCAGAUCUUGACCCGAAGCUGUAUUUCAAGGUGGAUGACCCGGCGGGAAUGCUCCUGGCUGCCUUCAGGCGGUACCCCGCAGGCGCCUCCGCCCCACACUGCGAGAUGAGCCGCUUCAUCCCGUUCCCCGCCUCGGCGAAGUGGGCUAGAAGUCUGAGUCCGCAGCAGAACUGCCCGCGGGCCCUGGACGGGGAUUGGCUGCUGGUCAGUGUAUCCAGCAAAGUCUUCAGCCUCUCCAGCCUGCUGCGACUGCAGCCGGAGCCUCAGCGGGAGCCUGUCUUCAUCACCAUGGCAACAGUGGUGCUGACCGUCCUCACCCAUAACCCCGCCCCUCGCAUCCCUCUGGGAAAGGAUGCAGUGCUGGAUCUGCGCUUCGCCUACGCACCCUCCACCCUGGAAGGUUCUUCCUCUCUGGACGCAGGCCCUCCUCCCUUUGGGCUGGAGUGGCGACGCCAGCACAGGGGAAAGGGUCACCUGCUGCUGGCUGCCACCCCUGGGCUCGCCGAGAGAAUGCCACCAGCCCAGGAAAAGGCUACGGCAUUUGUAGCUUGGGAUGAUGAUGAGCCCUGGGGCCCGUGGACUGGCAACGGGACCUUCUGGCUUCCAGCUGUGAAGCCUUCUCAGGAGGGCGUCUACCUGGCUACUGUACACCUGCCCUACCUGCAAGGACAGGUCUCCCUGGAGCUGACAGUGCACAAGCCCCCCAGAGUGUCUCUAACACCAGCACCCGUUGUGUGGGCUGCCCCAGGAGAGGCACCCCCAGAACUGCUCUGUCUUGCAUCCCACUUCUUCCCUGCGGAGGGUCUGGAGGUCAAGUGGGAGCUCAGAGGUGGCCCAGGAGGAAGUUCUAGAAAGGCUGAGGGGAAGACGUGGCUCUCCACUGUCCGCCACCAUUCUGAUGGCUCUGUCAGCCAGUCUGGGCACCUGCAGCUCCCGCCAGUCACUGCCAAGCAACAUGGAGUUCGUUAUGUCUGUCGGGUGCACCACUCUAGCCUGCCAGCAUCGGGUCGCAGUGCUGACGUCACCCUGGAGGUGGCAGGCUUCUCGGGGCCCUCCAUCGAGGACAGCAUCGGCCUGUUCCUGUCUGCUUUUCUCCUUCUGGGACUCCUCAAGGCGCUAGGCUGGCUGGCUGCCUACCGGACCAUUCCUGAAGUCUCAAAGGAGAAGGCCACAGCUGCCAGCCUGACCAUUGCCAGGAACUCAAAGAAGUCACAGUAAAGAAGUUCUUGUCUGUGGAAGCCACCCUCAUCUCUGGCCCAAAUGACUGCAGGAGCUCCCGCCCCAGAACAACAGCCCUCUCCUCUCUUCUCCUCCAUUGAAUAGCUUAGAUUUUUUUUUUUAAAAAAAGGUUUUUUUGUUUGUUUUAAUCUUUAUUGUUUUGUUCUUGUUUUUAGACAAGGUCUUUCUAUGUAGUCUUGGUUGGCUGUCCUGGACUGUCACCAAGGCAACCAGGGGCUGGCCUUGAGGUCCCAGAGAUCCACCUGACUCUCUGCCUCUGGAAUGACAGAGGACACUGGACACUAUGCCUAGAGGCCUUUUUUUUUUUUUUUUUAAAAGGCAAAUCUAGCAUUCUUAACGUUCCAAGGCAGUGGUUCUCAAAAAGUUUGUUUCCAAUACAUCUUUAAAAUGACCAAGAAGCCCAGCGCGUUUUUUGUUACUGGAAUCGAACUAAACUUUUAAGAUGACAAAAAAGCGAGGCUUAGCGUCACACUCAUUUGAUGCCCACAGUCGGGCGGCAAAGGCAGUGGAUCUCUGGGAUUUCCAUGCCAGCCUGAUCUACAAAUAGGGAGUUUCAGGUCAGUCGGGGUUACUGGGCGGGCCUUUGUUGAGAGAACUAAAUAUACGAACACACAUGCACAGAGGCCCAGGGCAGAGAAGAACCACUGUAUGCGCUAGAGAGGCGGGUUCCUAACCUGUAGUCACGACCCCCGUUCAGUCCAUCGGAAAUACCAGACGUCUACAUUAGGAUUCACAACAGCAGCAAAGGCGGUUACGAAGUAGCAACGAAGAUAAUUUUACAACUUGAGCUGCGUUAAUAUUCAUUAAGGUUGAGAACCACUGGCCGGGGAUCACGACGAAAGGUCUUCAGAGCCUCUUAAGGCUCUAGGGACCUCGGCACAGCCCACAGCAGGGGUCCAGAGACGAAGGGGCCAUGUGUCUCCCUCGCGGACUAAAGCCCGCCUCUCCAGCCCUCCAUUCCUACCACAGCGUCUCCUUUGCCUGGUCCACCUUCGCCACCUCCGGCCCCGGCCCCUCACGAGUGUCCCCCGUGCGGGCCGUCCUCGCCAGUCCGCCGGUCCUCGUGAGCCAAUAAAGUCUUGUCGAGUUUCCAUGCGGGCCUCUCAUUCUCCUGUCUCCAAGCAGAGCCAAGCUCUCGG